Jatropha curcas is the source of this 1749-nucleotide messenger RNA. RefSeq names its product F-box/kelch-repeat protein At1g57790. Gene Ontology annotation, molecular function: protein binding. Lineage: Eukaryota; Viridiplantae; Streptophyta; Magnoliopsida; Malpighiales; Euphorbiaceae. The record is from RefSeq and is a predicted model, not a curated record.
AAGUUUCUAAACGCAGUCUUUUCACUUUACGAUGUCCUGUGUCCUCAUUCCAUGUGAAAAUCUUCAGUUUUUCUUCAUUAAUCAUCCAUUCAAAGCUCGCCACGUCGAGAAUGUUACUGCACAAUCAAUGCAAUACCGUGUGAGGCGACACAGUAGAUCGGAAUAGACUUACACGUGCAUCCUCCAUUUUCUAACUUUCUGAAUUGCAAUCUCUCUCUUAUUUUUUUUUUUUCUGUUAAGUGGGUUGAAUUGCUUCAUUUGGGUCCAAAAAUGGCAGGCAGGAAGAGAAGAAAGUUGAAUUCGUUGGUUGCAGCAGCCACGGAUAAUAAAAGGGUGACAACCAAAAAUAAGAGAGAGAAGCUGGAGCUACAAGCUUGGUCUGACCUUCCUAUGGAACUUCUGGAACUAAUAUUUUGUCAUUUAUCUCUAGAGGAUAACAUUCGCACCUCUGUUGUUUGCAAGAGAUGGCACACAGCUGCUAUUUCUGUCAGAGUGGUAAACCAAUCACCCUGGCUUAUGUAUUUUCCAAAAUAUGGUAAUUUGUAUGAGUUCUAUGACCCAGCACAGCGCAAGACCUAUUCCCUUGAGUUACCAGAGUUGUAUGGGUCAAGAGUCUGUUACACUAAAGAUGGUUGGUUGUUGCUGUACAGACCCAGAACUCACCGAGUUUUCUUCUUUAAUCCAUUUACUAAGGAAGUGAUCAAACUGCCAAGGUUUGAAUUGACAUAUCAGAUAGUUGCCUUCUCUUCUUCCCCAACAUCUACUAGCUGCGUCAUUUUUACAGUUAAGCAUAUCAGUCCUACAGUUGUUGCUAUCAGCACCUGUCAUCCUGGUGCAACUGAGUGGGUUACUGUUAAUUACCAAAAUCGCUUGCCUUUUGUUAGUAGUAUUUGGAACAAGAUAGUUUUUUGCAGUGGACUCUUUUACUGCCUAAGUCUCACAGGCUGGCUAGGUGUAUUUGACCCGACUGAAUGUACGUGGAAUGUUCUUGUUGUGCCUCCACCUAAGUGCCCUGAAAAUUUUUUUGCUAAAAAUUGGUGGAAAGGAAAAUUUAUGUCAGAGCAUAAUGGAGACAUUUUAGUUAUUUAUACAUGUUGUAGUGAAAACCCAAUUAUAUUUAAGUUGAACCAAUCAAAUAUGAUAUGGGAAGAGAUGAAGACACUUGAUGGUUUAACACUAUUUGCCAGUUUCUUAUCAUCUCAUUCAAGAAUUGAUCUCCCUGGAAUAAUGAGAAACAGUAUCUACUUCUCUAAAGUUCGUUUCUUUGGAAAGCGAUGCAUAUCAUACUCACUUGAUAAUUGUAGAUACUAUCCUCGUAAGCAGUGUCAUGACUGGGGAGAGCAAGACCCUUUUGAGAACAUCUGGAUUGAACCGCCUGAAGACCUCUCAACCUUCAUCUGAAAAACACCAGACAGAUAUCGAGCGCCCGUGUCUAAACAAAUUAAUUAUUAAUCAGGAGUCUUUGCACAAGCAUGCACGACGCAGCGAGGAUUCAGUGUACAUGAAGCAUAUUCAAAGUUAAUUCAAUAUUUGGAAGUGAAUUUAUGCCUUCAGAAUAGCAGUAAUGUAGUCCAGACAACCUAAAUUGUAACCUUUUGAGGAUCUUAAGUUUAAGAUCCCUUUCAUAUGAUCUUUAGCGCUACACAGGUACCUGUUGCAAAUUAUGUUUCAGAUAAUAGUGUAUUUUCUAUUAUCUCAUAUAUUCCAUCUCAGAUGAUAGUGUACUUGAUUGAUGUUUUUCCUUUAGCA